GAGCUGAUGACCUGGAUGUUUAGCAGCGAUUGGCAGCAAUUUUGUUGGAGUUCCCUUAUUUCCCCUUGAUGUUCAAAACACCGCGCCUAGUCCCUUUCUGCAUGAGAUAUCCCCUGUUUUCUUCCAUCCCAUGUAUUCUCUCAACGUACGGGUCGGCAUCUUGUUGGUCUGCUUUACCCUAUUUGUCUCUACAAAAAGCUGGGUCAAAAGUUUGGAUCAUGUUUCUGGGUGCCUACUUUGUACAGGAAAGAAAAAGUUUUGCGAAUACCACACCCCCUUUGUUUUUUUUUAUCUGAGCGUCCGUCCCGCCAGCACACGAUUCCUAUACCACUAUGUUAUCUCUUUCAACUCGCUUUCUUUGCCUAGAUAGCCUCUUUCUGCAUGUGUUUCGUUCUUGAUAGCCUCUUUUUUUCCCUUAAGCAUAGCGUCAUGUUGAUCA
Molecule: messenger RNA, 439 nt
Organism: Pseudovirgaria hyperparasitica
Lineage: Eukaryota; Fungi; Ascomycota; Dothideomycetes; Acrospermales; Acrospermaceae
Exons: 1
Coding region: 131-370 (79 amino acids)
Source: RefSeq, a predicted model, not a curated record